Messenger RNA from Caenorhabditis auriculariae, 536 nucleotides. Lineage: Eukaryota; Metazoa; Nematoda; Chromadorea; Rhabditida; Rhabditidae. The record is from the annotation of a GenBank genome assembly.
AAGGCGCACAUCCUGACCGAUCCAAAGAAAGCGACUAGGGUCGAUCGAAGUAGCGAGUUGCUUUCUAGCUUUGCGCUGGCGGAGCUCUCCGACAUCGACUGCAGCGAUGAAAAAAUUUUCACGGUUGAAGAAGCCGUGAAUCUUCGAAACCAUAGGAUCAUUGUCCCCAACGUUCAAGCUUCCAAUUCCAGUAGAAGAAUUGUCAGUCGCACGAGCCAACCUUUUCCGGUCAUCGAUUGGGUUCCAAUCAGGCAACGAGCAAGAGCUUUUUGGUUUUCGUGCCGCAAAACGUCAACGUCCUUCCAUGCCAAGAAACAAAAAUCCUCAAACAGUGGUGCAAGAAGGAGCUUUCUGGCUUCAUGGACACUUCAGAAUGGCCGCCUUAUUUGCCGGGUCUGAAUCCCCUGGACUACUCCGUAUGGGACCGUCUGGAGUCCGAGGCCUGUACUUCACCACAUCAGGAGAUCUUGUCUUGCCUCAAUAACGCGUUUCCCAAGAGUCUUUGGGUUUGCAUUCGCGAGCGCCGAUCUUGUUAA